AGCGUGCUCCCCUGACCCUCCUACUUUGAUUGCGUAAAACAUAUGCGACGCACGUGUUUGCGGUGCAGAAAUGGCAGAAGAAAGGUUACAGUUUCAUGAAAUGGGAUUAGAUGACCGCGUCUUGAAGGCGAUCGCAGAUUUAGGUUGGUCGCAGCCUACUUUAAUCCAGGAAAAAGCUAUUCCUCUGGCGCUGGUAGGAAAAGACCUUUUGGCUCGGGCUCGAACUGGUUCUGGUAAAACAGCUGCUUAUGCUAUACCUGUCAUACAACGUCUUCUGAACUCCAAACAGAGUGUCCGGGAGCAGGAUGUAAGAGCUCUGAUACUUGUGCCAACCAAAGAGCUGGGUCAGCAGGUUCAGACCAUGAUACGACAGUUAACCGCCUACUGCUCUAGGGAUAUUAGAGUGGCUGACAUCUCUGGCACAACAGAUCUGUCAACUCAAAGGCCUAUCCUGAUGGAGAAACCUGAUGUGGUGGUGAGCACUCCGUCACGUGUACUUGCACACCUGAACGCACAAAACCUUGUCCUGCAUUCAUCACUUGAGAUGGUGGUUGUAGAUGAGGCUGACCUGCUUUUUUCAUUUGGUUUUGAAGCUGAUCUGAAAAAUUUACUUUGUCAUUUGCCUAAGAUCUACCAGUCAUUUCUGAUGUCGGCCACAUUCACUGAAGAUGUGCAAGGCUUAAAGGAGCUGCUAUUGCACAAUCCGGUGAUUCUGAAACUGCAAGGCUCUCAACUCCCAGACAGCAGUCAACUGCAGCAGUACAGUAUCAAAUGUGAAGAGGAGGACAAAUUUCUGCUAAUUUACACACUGUUGAAGCUCUCCCUAGUUCAGGGCAAGACUCUUCUGUUUGUGGGAGAAGUGGACAGAUGCUACAGAGUCAAACUGUUUCUUGAACAAUUUGGUAUUCCUGCAUGUGUGUUGAACUCUGAGCUACCUGUGCAGUCCAGGUGCCACAUUAUCACACAGUUCAACCAGGGUUUUUAUGAUUACAUAAUUGCCACUGAUGAAGAGAGUUUGGCUGAGCCCAGUAAUCCAUUGCAAAUGACUACAGGUAAAGGAAAGAGGCCAUCCACAGAGAAGGGGUCAAAAAAUAAAGAUAAGGAAUAUGGAGUGUCCAGAGGUGUUGACUUCCAAAACAUUGCCAAUGUUAUCAACUUUGACUUUCCAACAACAGUAGAGUCUUAUAUUCAUCGAGUAGGAAGGACGGCCCGAGCAGACAGUGCUGGAACUGCCCUUUCUUUUAUUUCCCACACAGAGAUGCCUCUGCUAGCAGAAGUAGAAGAGGUUUUAAGAGGAGACAAUGCAGAUUGUGUUUUAAAACCGUAUGAAUUCAAGAUGGAGGAAAUUGAAAGUUUUCGCUACAGAUGCCGAGAUGCCAUGCGUUCGGUGACAAAGCAAGCAGUAAAGGAGGCUAGACUUAAAGAGAUCAAACAAGAACUUUUAAAUUCUGAAAAACUAAAGACUUACUUUGAAGAUAACCCAAGAGAUUUGCAGCUGCUACGACAUGACAAGGACCUCCAUCCUGCUGUUAUCCAACCACACAUGAAAAAUGUUCCAGACUAUCUCGUUCCCAAAUCCCUAAAUGGUAUUGUCAAUCCAUUAUCAGGAAGGAGAAAAAAGAGGAAUAAACCUAGGACUGGUGGUCUUAUUAAAGCAAGUUUUAAGAAAAACAUUCGAGGGAAAAAUCCACUGAAGACUUUCCGCUAUACUGGAAGAAGGAACAAAAAAUCAAAGUGAACCAGUUGAAGCUGCAGUUGGAUGGAUGUGAAGUCGAUGUUAAAAGAAAAAAUGCUUGUUAACUGUCCAGUUAGUUUUGUUUUGACCAUGUUCAAUAAAAAAAUAUACAUUGG
Boleophthalmus pectinirostris (great blue-spotted mudskipper) is the source of this 1851-nucleotide messenger RNA. It is a transcript of the gene ddx56, whose product is annotated as DEAD (Asp-Glu-Ala-Asp) box helicase 56. Gene Ontology annotation, molecular function: ATP binding; nucleic acid binding; RNA helicase activity. Lineage: Eukaryota; Metazoa; Chordata; Actinopteri; Gobiiformes; Gobiidae. The record is from RefSeq and is a predicted model, not a curated record. Bases 71 to 1738 code for a protein of 555 amino acids. Gene Ontology annotation, cellular component: nucleolus. The transcript is spliced from 14 exons.